UGGAAAUAGGUUUAAAAAAAAUCCCAGCAGCGAAAAAAAAUACAGCAAGAGAGGGAAAUGAGGGGAGAGUCUUCUGCAAACCUGAUCUAGAAGAAGUGCUCAAUUUCCUGCUGUGAUGACUCAUCUGAGAUAGAAGUAUUGGAAUAAGUCUACACCAGAGAAAGGAAGGUGAUUGUUCCAUCACUAACUCCGAUUUGACCUGAGGAUGCUUUGUCUCUUAAAAAAUGUACAAGAGAAGACAGAAAUGGAAGAUUUGUCGAGACCUUUGGUGGUGCUGAACGUGCAGUAGCCCAUUGUUUUAACCGUGAUGAUAUACUAAAAUUGCAAGUUUUGGCAUUGUGGGUUUGCAUGGCAAAGUAACCGUGGAGAAGCCAGGCUAUCACAAACUUAUGGAUUUUGAUAAGAGAGGGGGGAGGGGGGAGGUGGAAGAAACAAAGAGAAUGUCAAAGUCUGGUGGACGGGGAACCAACUGUGGCCGGAGUACAGGGAGCAGCUCUGGAGUCUUAAUGGUGGGUCCCAACUUCCGAGUGGGAAAGAAGAUUGGAUGUGGAAAUUUUGGAGAGCUUCGUUUAGGAAAGAAUUUGUACACGAAUGAAUAUGUGGCCAUCAAACUGGAACCUGUAAAAUCCAGGGCUCCACAGCUUCAUUUGGAGUACAGAUUCUACAAACAACUGGGCAAUGCAGAGGGAAUACCUCAGGUUUACUACUUUGGGCCUUGUGGAAAGUACAAUGCCAUGGUACUAGAGUUGCUGGGACCUAGCUUGGAGGAUUUAUUUGAUCUUUGUGAUCGAACGUUUUCCAUUAAAACUGUAUUAAUGAUAGCUAUACAGUUGAUUACACGAAUGGAAUUUGUACACAGCAAAAGUUUGAUAUACAGAGAUGUUAAACCAGAGAAUUUCUUAGUGGGCCGACCAGGGAGCAAGCGACAACAUACCAUUCACAUUAUAGACUUUGGCCUCGCCAAAGAAUACAUAGACCCAGAGACCAAAAAGCACAUCCCUUAUCGAGAGCACAAGAGUUUAACUGGGACAGCACGAUAUAUGAGCAUUAACACACAUCUAGGCAAAGAACAAAGUCGAAGAGAUGACCUUGAAGCACUAGGUCACAUGUUUAUGUACUUCCUGCGUGGUAGUUUACCUUGGCAAGGUCUAAAGGCUGACACAUUAAAAGAAAGAUAUCAGAAAAUAGGUGACACCAAACGAGCUACCCCAAUUGAAGUCUUGUGUGACAAUUUCCCAGAAGAAAUGGCAACGUACCUCCGCUAUGUACGAAGACUUGAUUUUUUUGAAAAACCAGACUAUGAAUAUCUGAGAAAACUCUUCACAGACUUGUUCGAUAGGAAUGGCUUUGUGUUUGAUUAUGAAUAUGAUUGGGUUGGCAAACCAUUACCAACUCCAAUCGGUUCAAUCCACGCUGACAUACCACUGUCACCACCCAACCGAGACAAAGCACCACAACUAACCAAACAGGUUGUGAGUUCAACAAAUGGAGAGCUGAACACGGACGACCCCACAGCAGGACACUCCAAUGCACCCAUCACAGCUCCAGCAGAGAUUGAAGUGGCAGAUGAUACCAAGUGCUGUUGUUUCUUCAAGAGACGGAAGAGGAAAACCAUUCAACGCCAUAAGUGACUGUGGAAACUGCUGUGAUAUUUACACAUGUGCUCUGCAACCUUCCAAUCACGAUAGAUUCAGAAUUCCAUCCUUUCGUGGCAGGCUGUUCUCGAAGAUCUUGACAUUUUCUGUCCAGCAUUUUGGGCUUCUGACAUUGGCACUCUUCUGCUGUGAAAUUCAUACUGGUGGACUUACAAAUGCACCAUGCAGAGUUUUUAACUUCCUUUUCUGUGGAAAUCCACAAAAAUGUUGUCUUUGAAACAAAUCUGCAUUAAGUAGGAUUAUUUCUCUGUGGGAACAAGGCAAAUCAGUUGAAGUUUUAAAGUUUCAGAAAAAAAUGAUAGCGGUUACUUCUAGUCUUGUGAGUCUGUUGAUAUACUCUGAAACUUGGCUCAAGACAUCCACUAUUCAUCUCCAGUGUUAUAUAAUUGCAAGUCAUACAGUUUUUUUCCCUUUACUUUCCUCUUUUUUUUGUUCAGCGUGAAUGCGUGGUGUAGUCACUGUUGUUGGGUACUGUUGGGAUGAGGAAAUGCACAGAGCUUCCCACAUCCUUAAUUGCACUUUCGAUAUCAGUAUGUAAGAGCUUUUGGGUCUGAUUGUGCAAAAACUGUUUCUACAUACCUUUUUUUAAGGGAAUACAAAACCAGUAGGAAACGUAGCAUGUUUUUAAUUAUAGUAAUGACAGUAUAAUGUUUGCAAAAUGUAAAUGAGGCAAUUACAUUAGAAAACUGGGUAAAAAUAGGACCUAGUAAUUCACGGAAGCAAAAUGUUGUUCAGAUUCAGAUCUGGUUAGUUUAUGAUCCAGGUAGCAGGAGAGCUGUUAAUGAACAUGAGGUGGUCAGUGGUUGAAUUUCAGCAGCCAAACUAUCUUAAAAAAACAUGGGAGGAAAUGCCACACAAGGCUUGUGAAUGAGCAGACAUUGUUGAAAAGGCAUCAUCUAUGUUGGGUUUGGGCAAUUUUUAUACAAUUAAAGGCUUUUCAUUUCCUGUCAUAAAAAUGUUUCAUUAUUUAGUGAAGUUUUGGAAAAAUCUCUCAUUUCAAAUUAUUUGGCAUUUACAAGUCUUCGCUAACAUAGGCUUCUUGACAAAAUGUCAAGCUAGUUCAGACUAUUAAGCAAGCAAUAGGGAAAAGCUGCUGAGAAUUGGUUUUAAACAGUGAACUUGGGACAGCAGCAAUGCAGAAGAGAAGUUUUCUGGGAGCCAUUAUUCAAUCAGGCUGUUUGGACACAAAGGAGAAUCCUCAAGAUUUCAUAGCGUGUGUUAGAAAGCCAAUGCUAUUAUCAAUGAGAAAGUACCUCAAUUUCUGGAUUAGAAGGCACAGCUCAUUUGGAACGGAAUUUAAUUAGAAGUAAGUUUUGAUUUUGGAGGAAUCUCCUAGCUUUAUCAAUUGCUUCUAUUGUGCUCUAAGCUAUUCAUGUAGCUACAAUUUUUUUGUUGGUUUUGAACCACAAUGAUUUUAUGCACAAUUUUAUUUAGAAAAUCAAUUGUUUUUACUUGGAAGUACAUUUCAUUUAAAUCUUUCAUCAUUUUAGAAGCCUAUUUCUCUCAUUUUAUUUUCUGGCUGCAGGUUUUUCUCAGGAAAUUAGGGAACUUAAAUUGGACCCCUGAUAAGAUUGAGUUGUUACCAAUUAUCCAUCUCAAUAGAUUCUUGGCAACCGUAAGGAAAGCUUGGAUUAUAAACUUCUACCUAGAGCAAAACACUUGUACCCUGCACGUAACUAAGCUUAUAGGUUACGUCCUUUACUGUGAGUUGUUUUUAUAGAUGCUGUUUCUGUUGGUGCAGUACCUAGCAAGAGGUCCACUUCUGAUGCAGAGAACCACUGAUCCACAACCAUGUUCAACAUUUUCUUUGUGUAGCCUUCAAUUAUUAGUUGUUUAAUAAUUUUUUUGAAUGCUUAAGUGUUGCUGUGGAUAGUGUCCAUUUGCCUAUGAGCUAGCAGGAGGGGAACAUGAGAAAAGAAAGAUGAAAACGUUUCCCCUGAGCCUUAGUUACCAGAUCUCUAAGGUAACGUUUUGAUACACAUGCUUCAAUAUAUAUUAAUUGGGAAUGUCAGUACUGUUUGUUAUGGUUUAUGUAUGGAUUAAAAGACUAAAGUGAUUUUUUUUCACAUUAAAAAUUUUUGAGGUAUCUUUUGACUUCAGAGGAUUAAUUUGGCCAAUGUGGUUACAGCACUCCUGAAGCUUAUUUUAUAGGAGUGUGUAAUCUUUUACAUGUAUAAUAACACAAAGGCAUUUGUGUGUAAAUCAUGGUUAUUGUACUUUAAAUGUUAGGCUUUUGUUCACAAAUCUUGUGGACUGUGACGUUUUUUGUUUCCUGAGAAUUGCAAAUUCAACACAUCAGCGAAUGUGGGAAUGCCCAAGGUGAGGUUAGUAUUGCACAUUUGUACUUUCGAUAAGUUAUCACUCCUGAAUUGUUUAAAAAAAAAACUAAUUUCACAGAUGGAUUUUUAGACCUGUCCUGAGAGAAGGUAGAACUGAUUUUGCAACUGCCUGAAACAUGCACUUUUCAUAUUGGUGAUUGUGGUUCAGCAUGGCCAAAGUUUUAAUUUCCCUUAAGCAGAGAACAGAGUCAAGUGCUGAAUCGAAACUAUCUUUAGAAAAACCCUAAUGUUUGGUGGGCUGUUGACAGUCAUACCUUAUUUUAAUACUUAUUGCUGUAAAUAGACUUUCAGAAAAUUAUGCGAGCAGAUUAAACUGCUGGAAAUGACUGAUAGUUUGACUGUGAAUCAUGGAAUGAGUUGUCACAGUAGCGUAACGGUAAAAUACCAACAUGCUGAGCAACGCUUUGCAAACUUCGUCUGCUGCCUUUUCUGAUAGGAUGGGUCUGUCCUUGGCUGGAAAGCAAUGAUCAUGAGAAAUGAGAUGAUUAAAAUGUAUAUUGAUGUUUAGGUUCUGAUUUUUAUUACCGUUCUGUGCUAAAUGUUCACUAAGAAUGACACUGUAAAUGAAAAUGUUGAACUAUGCAUUCUGUAACCUGCCCAGCAACUUAACACUUGACACAAAAUGGCCCCUAUCCACAACAAGCACAUGAGCAAUUUUAUUUUGCUGUCAUUAAUUUUGGUGACUGUAAUAAGUGAAAAGAACCAAAUAAAGGGAGUACAAGCAAUUCAUUUUUUUCUCUCCUUGCA
Molecule: messenger RNA, 4741 nt
Organism: Mobula hypostoma (lesser devil ray)
Lineage: Eukaryota; Metazoa; Chordata; Chondrichthyes; Myliobatiformes; Myliobatidae
Product: casein kinase I
Exons: 13
Coding region: 390-1631 (413 amino acids)
Biological process (GO): positive regulation of canonical Wnt signaling pathway; peptidyl-serine phosphorylation; endocytosis
Cellular component (GO): plasma membrane; cytoplasm; nucleus
Molecular function (GO): ATP binding; protein serine/threonine kinase activity
Source: RefSeq, a predicted model, not a curated record